AUGGCGCCAUGCUCGAGGUGGGAGGGGCGAGUGAAGGGAGACGCGGAGGAGGAGAGCCAGCAGGGACAGAAGGGCAUGGCAGACAACGAGGGCUGGGAGGAGCCGGAAGACUCAGGGGAAGGUCCUAGCAACCGCCCGCCCCUGAAGAGGAGGAGGUGGAUCCCCGACGAUGGCGAUUUGAGGAUAGAAGCUUCUCAGAGCGAAGGCCUCACCGACGAAGAGCUUGCUCGCAUGCUGCAACAGCAGGAGGACGAGGCGGCAGAGCUUCAAAGGAUCCAGCAGAGGCGGGAUGAGGAGAUCGCCCGGAGAGAGCAGGAGAUGUUCAACAACGAAGCAGGAUGGACAGCCACGCCGAAACUGAAGAGAAAAACUCCUCAGCUGCUCGAUGAGCUUCAAUCUGCAUGCCAGACGGCCGGUGAGAAUGGGGACACACAAGAAGAUGGGCCUUUGAAGGACGACGAAGAGUACGCCAAGAUAGUACAGGAGCGUUGCAACAUGGAGGCCAGACUCCAGGAGGAGAAAAGGCUGCGGAAACUCCACGAGGCUACGGGAUGGCUGGGAGAUCUGAGCGAUCGCAAGCUACGGGAACGUCCUCAGAGAGUCGAACCCCCCAAGGAAGAGAGGAAAGCGCAUCCAUCGGGUGGGAAGGGGGCGAGCACAAAUCGUGCGGAUCCUGCGAAGAAGGAUGGCAAGAAGGCUAAGAAGGACGAAGAGAUGUGCAUGGAUGGACCGGCGAGCAAGACUGUGAUGAAUGGGAAGCUGAAGAAGAAUGCAAAGAAGAAGUUUCCAAGAGCUUGUGACUCACCCAAGGCUGAUAGCAGCACGCAAGAAUCAUCGCCUGGUGGAACUGACGAGAACCUCCUUGGUCGGGUGGUAUUUUUCCGGGGGAAAUAUGGCAGAAUAAUCCAGAGAAUGAAUCCUUCGAAGCUCCUGCAGGAGAUGGAGAAUGGCCUUGAGAUGGAAUGGUCCAAUCUGAAACCUUUGCACAUGGACAAGAACGGACAGAUUGAAGGCUGUGUGCUGCCAAUCAUCGGGUUACUGUCCGGGCUCGCGCCGGGCGUUCUUGGGUCUUUACCUGAGUACAAACGAAGAUAUCCUGCAUGGCAGUGGGAGGACAACGUGUACUGCGAUCGGAGUCCUGGGGAGUUGCAGUUUGAAUACUACAAGUUUGGAGCGCUGUCGUUGCAGUGUGCAGAGUCGGCCAAAGAACGUCAAGCGUUGGCCUCCAGAAUCGCAGCAGCCAGAGUUGAAUUCUUGUCUUUAGAUUCGCCAUACAAAGAGCAGCUGGCGAAUGGCUCGCAGUACAAGGUAGAAGUUUUCGACACUAAGACCGAGAGGGGAUGGGGCGUGCGAGCUCUGGAGGACAUUCCAGAGGGAAGAGCCGUGCUAGAGUAUGCUGGGGAGCUGUGCAGGAAGGAUAGGUGCAGGAGGGUGUGCGAGGACGGUCUGUUCCACGUGGGCAAGGAAGAGAGCCUCUCUCUCCCGUCAAAGGACGAUUCGCACGAAGUAGCCGAGAAGAGCGACGGGUCCUGGGAGUCAUGCGAGGAGUCUGACUCUCCGCCGAGACUGUCUCCGAAAGAUUAUUACUUCCAGCUACGGGGACACAGAUGGGAUGUUGAUGCCUUGAAGAUCGGGAAUGUCGGUCGCUUCGUGAACCAUGCUUGCGAUGGGUUCAACCUCAAGGCCGUUGACUUCCUGGCGAGCGCCAACGACAUCAAGUCGGAGAUGCCCAAGAGGAUCGCGCUAGUGUCGACCCGCACUAUCUUCGCCUACGAAGAGUUGUCGUACAACUACAGGGGCGAUGGUUGCAAGCCAAACGUGCGGACCCAGAAGUGCUUCUGCGGCUCUCCGUCGUGCCAGGGCUUCAUCUGGUGA
Messenger RNA from Guillardia theta CCMP2712, 1875 nucleotides. RefSeq lists its product as hypothetical. NCBI's taxonomy places the organism in Eukaryota, Cryptophyceae, Pyrenomonadales, Geminigeraceae. The record is from RefSeq and is a predicted model, not a curated record. The coding region runs from base 1 to 1875 and encodes 624 amino acids. The transcript is spliced from 13 exons. Gene Ontology annotation, molecular function: protein binding.